Molecule: messenger RNA, 858 nt
Organism: Dufourea novaeangliae
Lineage: Eukaryota; Metazoa; Arthropoda; Insecta; Hymenoptera; Halictidae
Product: 5-hydroxytryptamine receptor 1-like
Exons: 4
Biological process (GO): adenylate cyclase-activating adrenergic receptor signaling pathway
Cellular component (GO): membrane
Molecular function (GO): G protein-coupled amine receptor activity
Source: RefSeq, a predicted model, not a curated record
AUGGACGUACAGCAUUUAACUAUGAGGUACAGCAGCCAAAAGCCACAUCAACAAAAUGGAAGUCAUGCAAUCAGUCAUACUACGAACAAUAGUCGACGCACCAUGGCAAUACUGAUCGCCCUGGUGCUCGGUAUCAUAAUCGUCGGAACAGUGAUCGGCAACAUUCUGGUCUGCGUCGCCGUGUUUCUCGUUAGGAAGCUACGUAGGCCCUGCAACUACCUGCUGGUGAGCCUGGCAGUUAGCGAUCUCUGCGUCGCUCUUCUGGUAAUGCCGAUGGCAUUGCUCUACGAGAUCUCCGGUAAUUGGUCCUUCGGCGCAAUUAUGUGCGACCUUUGGGUUAGCUUCGACGUGCUCAGUUGCACGGCCAGCAUCCUGAACCUCUGCAUGAUCUCCGUCGAUCGAUUCUGUGCGAUAACGAAGCCUCUGAAAUACGGAGUGAAAAGGACACCGCGGCGGAUGAUCAUCUACGUCAGUCUGGUUUGGUUAGGAGCAGCCUGUAUUAGUCUGCCGCCUUUGCUGAUUAUGGGAAACGAGCACACGUACUCAGAAACCGGACCGUCCCACUGCGUUGUCUGUCAAAAUUUCUUUUAUCAGAUCUACGCAACGCUGCUGAGCUUCUAUGCGCCUCUUUUCGUCAUGAUCCAGGUCUACUAUAAGAUAUUCUGCGCCGCACGGAAGAUCGUCCUGGAGGAGAGGAGGGCACAAAGCCACUUGGAGGCUCAUUGCUACCUCGACAUAGAGCCCACGGUUCAACACCACCAGCCGGUUCCCGUAAACCGUCAAUUAAGCUCCGACAUACACGUGACCCAGGGAAGUCCUCCCGUGAAGCAGCACAGAAGUUCUAGCGCCUCGACAACG